AAAACAAUAGGUAACUCUGAAGAGCUCACAUAGUGACUACACUUUGUUUCCAGCUUCACUCGCAAACACCAACAAUGGCGACCCUGCAGAACUCACCUUCACUUCACAGGACCCUUGUACUCAAUUCCUUCACUAAGGUACAGAGUAAGCAGAGCAGCUCCCAUUGUUGUAGAAGAAGCGUGACGUUUUUGGUAAGAGCAGAGCAAGCUUCAUCAUCUUCAGCAUGCUCUCCUUCUCAAGAUAGAUCUGGGAGACGCCAAGUACUAGCUGCAGGGACAGUUGCUUCUUUGGCGUAUCUCAUUAACCAACAUUCUGUAUCAUUUGCUGCAGAAAAGAAGAAGGAUUUUCAGCUUGUUACGGACAAGAAGGAUGGAUAUGAAUUUGUCUACCCUUUUGGAUGGCAGGAAGUUACCAUUGAAGGCCAAGACAAGGUAUUAAAGGAUGUGAUUGAGCCACUGGAGACUGCAAGCGUGACCCUCUUCCCAACUGUCAAGCAGGACAUCAAGGAAUUUGGUACUCCACAAGAGGUUGCUGAGACUUUGAUCAAGAAGGUUCUGGCUCCUCCUAACCAGAAAACAAAGCUGGUUGAGGCAUCAGAGCAUGAGAUUGAUGGGAAAACAUAUUACACGUUCGAGUUUGUGGCCAAGGCUCCAAACUAUACUCGCCACGCUCUAAGCACAAUAUCUGUUAACAAUGGCAAAUUCUACACAUUGACGACCGGAGCCAACGAAAGGAGGUGGGGGAAGAUGAAAGAAAAAUUGCACACGAUCGUCGAUUCCUUCAAACUUUUUAAAGUCUAUGAAGGCAAUUAAGCAGACAUCAGAGUUGUAAUUAGCAGAGGUCAUUCUGCAUUAUACCAAAACGAGGGCAAACUUUAGACCAUACAUUAUGUACCU
Argentina anserina (silverweed cinquefoil) is the source of this 896-nucleotide messenger RNA. Its product is annotated as psbP-like protein 1, chloroplastic. Bases 75 to 812 code for a protein of 245 amino acids. Gene Ontology annotation, biological process: photosynthesis. Gene Ontology annotation, cellular component: photosystem II; photosystem II oxygen evolving complex; extrinsic component of membrane. Gene Ontology annotation, molecular function: calcium ion binding. Lineage: Eukaryota; Viridiplantae; Streptophyta; Magnoliopsida; Rosales; Rosaceae. The record is from RefSeq and is a predicted model, not a curated record. The transcript has 7 exons.